UAUAAAAUCCUCCGUCUCUGUCGCCAAUGGAGGGUUUCACAGAUCGAUCUUCACUCCGAUCAUCAAUGGAUUCCGAUUUCCCUCCCCUUUUCCGGUGCCCUAUUUCCAUGGAGCUCAUGGAGGAUCCCGUCACCGUCUCCACCGGCGUCACCUACGAGAGAAAAAGCAUCGAAAAAUGGCUCUUCACUUACAACAAGAAAACCUGCCCGGCGACCAUGCAGACUCUCGCCGCCGGCGACUGCGUCGGCGAUCUCGUCAUCACUCCUAAUCUCACCCUCAAACGCCUCAUUCUCGCUUGGAAGAUCGGAGAUUCGUCGCCGGCGCUCAACGAAGUUCGUCUGCUACUUGAGACCGUUGAGUCUUCUCCGUUCAAGGUGAGUUCGUUGAGGAAACUGAAAUCGAUGAUCGGUACGAGCGAUGAGGCAAAAUCGGAAUUCAUCCGAUCGAACGGGAUCGGAAUUGCAGUGAACGUCGUCGUUCAGAUUCUCGUCGAUUGCUCUGAUUUUUCGACGUUCGAAGCAUGUGAGGAGGCCAUGGGAGUGUUGAGCCAGCUCUCAGUUUCCGAUGAAGACAAACUGUUCGACGAAAUGUCGAAGAGAGAAUUUACGAAAUCGAUAGCCAUUGUUCUUCAAAGAGGAACCGCAGAAGGGCGAUUUUACGCCGUCAAGAUCCUCCGAAACGUAGCGUUUAACACCAAUUACAAUUGGAAUUCUGUUCUGGAAGAACAGGGGAUCGAUUUCUUCAAGCCAUUAUUGGAGCUGGUAUCCGACGAAUUUGCGACAAAAGCAAGUUCGUGCGCAUUAGAUGUGAUGAUAGAGAUUCUAAGGUCAUCGAAGAGGAGCCGAGUGAAGGCGAUCGAGGCCGGCGCCGUGUGGGUUCUGAUCGAGCUGUUGCCGGAGUCCGGCCGGUCGAAGUGCGAGAGAAUGCUGCAGAUUCUGCAGAUUCUGUGCGAGUGCGCGGAGGGGAGGGCGGCAAUGGUGGAGCACGGGAUGGGAAUCGCGGCGGUGACGAAGAAGAUUUUGAAUGUCUCUAAUGGGGCAACCAAAUUGGGGGUGAAGAUUUUGCUGUGGAUUUGUAGUUUUCACCCCAAGGAGAGGGUGGUGGAGGAGAUGGUGGCUUGUGGGGCGGUGAAGAAGUUGCUGAUGAUACUGCAUAUGGACGGCGGCGGCGGCGGUGGUGGUGGUGGCCGGAGUUCGACGAAGGAGAAGGUGAUAAAGAUCUUGAAGAUUCAUGGUGGCAAAUGGAGGAGGAGCCCCUGUUUUCCUUGUGAGUUGAAGGAUUAUUUGAAGUUUGUGAAUGAUGAUUGAUUAAAUAUUAUUUUUUCUAAGUAAAAGAAGUCAAUAUAUACAAUAGAGGGAAAAAUAAAGGGUUUAUUUUUGCACAUUUUUGCUCAAUUUUAAUUGGGUUUUGAAAUAUAUGGUAAUUCAAAAGGGUGGUUUGUUAUAUAGGAUGAAGGAUGGUUAAUUUUUGUUUUUGGGUUUUGAGUUUUAUUUUUAUAUAUGUUUUAAGGUUAGCUUUACAAUCAUUGAAGU
Molecule: messenger RNA, 1532 nt
Organism: Momordica charantia (bitter melon)
Lineage: Eukaryota; Viridiplantae; Streptophyta; Magnoliopsida; Cucurbitales; Cucurbitaceae
Product: E3 ubiquitin-protein ligase PUB23-like
Biological process (GO): protein ubiquitination
Molecular function (GO): ubiquitin protein ligase activity
Source: RefSeq, a predicted model, not a curated record